UCAACAAAAACAUCCGUCCGCCUGUCCACCCGUCUGUCUGUCUGUCUAUCUACCCACCGCGCGAGAAGCGUGCCGGAUGCGUUUGCUUAUAAAGCGAAUAACGAAACAAUACGCAAUCUGAAAGAUUCUUUAAAAUCUCAAGAGAAUAGACGAUGGCGAAAAAGUGCGAGGUUGGAAGCUGCCGCUCUGCCGAAUUUCAGAUGCCAGUCGAUUGCUAUCUAGUUCCGUUUCCUGAUGACAAAGACGGAAGGCAGCCUCUGUGGAUAGAGUUUGUCAAGGGUAAAGGUAGUACUUGGAGACCAGGGGCUAAGUCUAGGGUUUGUACGCUGCAUUUUGCAUCUCAUAACUUCUUCAACAAUGGGAGGAGGAGAUCGCGUUUACUAAGGACUGCCGUACCAACGUUAGAACCAGAUCUGGUGCCUUCCUCAACCCUUCGGCCAUCCUGUGACGCCAUAUCAGAAACAUCGUCGUGGUCGGCAACAGCCAAACCCAUUCUUCCGAAGCCCUCUGUAAGCCUACAAUCAAAUCUUCAAACAAAAUUUAAUGGCUCAAGUUUAUCAGAUGUUCUUAAUUACAUGAAAGUUGAAGAGGAAGAGUAUUUAAACAAGGUGCAAUUGAAAAGAAGCAUCAGAGGUUUGUUAAUUCAUGUUGAUGAUCUCUGCAAAAGGUUUCAGAAUGAUCCUGUGAAGGAGCCAGAACUAAAUUCCAUGCGAUAUAUCCUUCUUAAAGUACUGAACAACAUCAAUCUUUCACCUCAGGAAGCAUUAAGUAUGUUUCAAAAUGAGGUGGCUGAAAAAAAUUACAAUCAUUUGAGGAGACUGGUGAAGGUAGAAAAAAAACAGUUCAAGGCUUUAGUUAGGUCAUUUUCAUUAAGUUUGCAUUUUUUUUCUCAACCAGCUUAUUCAUACAUAAGGCAAAAGCUGAGAGGUGCUGUACCGCAUCCUCGUACCAUCCAGGCCUGGUACACCACAAUAGAUAAAUACAUGCCUUAGAUUUUAAUUUAGCUCUGUGUCUUAAUAUUUUCAUUUUAAAUUAUUGGGAUGCAAUAUCUUUUUCUAACUCGUAAUCAAGAAUUUACUGUGUACGAUUCCCUGAAAGAGAAUAUUGUGUCAUUCUAGAGCCAUUCUUUCUCAUGCAUUGUACCAACAUGAAAAUUGAUUUUAAAAUUAGCAAUUAAAUACAAUGAAUUGUAUAGCUCAUGGUUUUGCUAAUCGAUAAUUAUCCUAUUCUUACUUUACCUUUGUUUACUUAAUGUGGUCAAGUAUCAAAGGUUGAAUGAGUGAUUUUUUUGUUGUGUGUGUGUUCAUUGAGUUGUUUGAAUUUUCUGUCAGUUUCCGAAAUUGUUGUCCAGUGCAGUAGCACAGUAUCUAACCUAAAGUUCCAUAACUUCUCCAAACUUUGUAAAGUGUCAAAUGGCAUUAUGGCAUGUGUGAAAGAGAAAGACCUUUGUAGUUUUUAGAAAUUCCUUUUAAUGUAGCAAAGAACAAUUAAACAACUAAAAAUAA
Thrips palmi is the source of this 1505-nucleotide messenger RNA. RefSeq lists its product as uncharacterized. The record is from RefSeq and is a predicted model, not a curated record. The transcript is spliced from 4 exons. Bases 153 to 992 code for a protein of 279 amino acids. Lineage: Eukaryota; Metazoa; Arthropoda; Insecta; Thysanoptera; Thripidae.